This is a messenger RNA of Aphanomyces astaci, 1137 nucleotides long. RefSeq lists its product as hypothetical. Gene Ontology annotation, cellular component: cytoplasm. Lineage: Eukaryota; Oomycota; Saprolegniomycetes; Saprolegniales; Verrucalvaceae. The coding region runs from base 80 to 847 and encodes 255 amino acids. The transcript is spliced from 5 exons. The record is from RefSeq and is a predicted model, not a curated record.
CUAUUCUAGACUGUCUAGAAGGAAAAACCUGUCUAUAACGAAAUCCAAAAUACGGUACGAACUGUGAUCAAAGGCGGCGAUGUCGCGUCGGCUGACACUUGGCCGUGUGCUGGAACCCCUUCUAUUGAGCGCCUCCGUGACUGUACCAUCGCAUUAUCCAUCCAAAGCUGAAUAUGUGCAUCAACUUAUCGACACGUACUACCUACCAGUCUUCUUGUGGGCAGAGAAGCAGCUACGUUCGCCGUGUCUUGUGCUCGGCCUCAGCUGUGUCCAGGGAGGGGGAAAGACCACCAUGUCUUCGUAUCUGGAGACCCUCUUUCGCGCCACUGGCAGGACGUGUGCGACCUUGUCGUUGGACGACGUGUACCUCCCACAUGCAGAUCAACUCAAGGUGGCCGCAUCCAACCCACACAACCCGCUUCUCGAACACCGCGGCAAUCCUGGAACGCACGACUUGAACCUUCUCAUGUCGUUGAUCGACGACGCCAGUGCAGGCCGCGAUGUGUUGGUGCCGCGGUACGACAAGUCAGCAUACAAUGGCCGAGGCGAUCGCUUCCCCAAGGAUAAGUGGGUACGCUAUCCAGGCCCCGUGGAUGUGUUGUUAAUCGAAGGGUGGUGCUUGGGCUUUGAAGCUUCACCUACCGAUCCGCCAGGACAUUUGAGACCUGUGAACCAAGCGUUGCGCGAGUUUGAUCGCGUCCACGCUGCCCUGUCUGCCCUGAUCGUCGUGCACGUUGACGAUGCGCGUUGGGUGUACACGUACGUUGGGUUCAACCCCGUUGGCUGCAUACAUACACAACAUAAUAUCAUGACGACAGGUGGCGAGAACAAGCCGAGGCUCAGAUGAGGGACCAGGGCGUGCCUGCCAUGACGAGUACGCAAGUAAGCGACUUUGUCGAUCGGUUUAUGCCAGCGUACGACCAGUACCUGCCUGCAUUGUACGCAACGGAUGGCCACAGCCUCGUCCACCGCGUGCCACGUCUGACCAUUGACAUUGACGUGGACCGCAAGUGUCGUGGGGUUGUGGCUCGCGAAUCAAUCGACCAAAGUGUGAACGCAACGGCCAAUUACUAGUACAUACCGUCUACUCGAGCUAAAUCAUCCUAAUGAUGACUCGUUGGUUGGGUUGAACCGCAC